GGCCGUUUUAUCAACGCUCUACGACACGUCGUAGACAAUUUUUUUGUCGCAGACAUGUCGUAGAACGUUUAGACCGUUUUAUUAACGUUUGUCGUAGCCUACGACGUCGUAGAAAAUGUCGCAGCUCUACGACAGGGGUAAGGCUGUCGUACGACGUUCGCAUGACGUCACAUGUAAGACAAAAUGGCGUUAAUGUACGUUUCCAACAUAUCUUUGAAAAGGAAAAAUCGCAUGUUUAAGGAGAGGGUAGGGCUGGAUGAGCUGAGAGACUCCGAGAUUGUGUCUCGCUACCGGCUUGACAGAACUUCAAUUGCUGAACUAGUCAGCAUACUUGACGAAUCCUUGACUAAAUGUACAAAAAGAUCAUUUUCGAUAAGUGCAGAAACGCAGGUUCUUGUUGGAUUGAGAUACCUUGCCAAAGGGGCAUUUUAUUCUGAAGUAGCUGACCUCCAUGGAAUAAGCAGAAGCAGUGUUUGCCUGGCUAUAGAUGCUUUCGUUAAUGCUGUGAAUGCAAAAUUGGACAAUAUAAGAUUCCCUGUAGAGAAUUUGUACAGUAUAAAAUAUGACUUUUAUCAGAGAUGUGGCCUACCAAAGGUGGUAGGAGCAAUAGAUGGCACACUAUUCCCUAUACAGGUAAAGUUUGCCCCUUAA
Ruditapes philippinarum (Manila clam) is the source of this 651-nucleotide messenger RNA. RefSeq lists its product as uncharacterized. The record is from RefSeq and is a predicted model, not a curated record. Lineage: Eukaryota; Metazoa; Mollusca; Bivalvia; Venerida; Veneridae. The transcript is spliced from 3 exons. Bases 184 to 651 code for a protein of 155 amino acids.